This is a messenger RNA of Raphanus sativus (radish), 2727 nucleotides long. RefSeq names its product probable serine/threonine-protein kinase At1g54610. The coding region runs from base 493 to 2592 and encodes 699 amino acids. Lineage: Eukaryota; Viridiplantae; Streptophyta; Magnoliopsida; Brassicales; Brassicaceae. Gene Ontology annotation, biological process: protein phosphorylation; positive regulation of transcription elongation by RNA polymerase II. Gene Ontology annotation, molecular function: cyclin-dependent protein serine/threonine kinase activity; RNA polymerase II CTD heptapeptide repeat kinase activity; ATP binding. Gene Ontology annotation, cellular component: cyclin-dependent protein kinase holoenzyme complex; nucleus. The transcript is spliced from 6 exons. The record is from RefSeq and is a predicted model, not a curated record.
GCAUCAACACAUACAUGUGUCUCUCAAAAUCUCUCCGCCCCCUUAGAUCCGUUCCUCUCUCUCUCUCUCUCUCUCUCAACCAGCCUCUCUGUUAAACCCUUUUUGAUCUCUCUCUCUCUCUCACUCUCUCUCUCUCUCUCUCUGGUGUUAAUGAAAUUUCCCAGCUUAACAUUUGCAACUGCUGUUUUACUCUCUGCAAUCUCUUGAGAAAAGGUACCUGCUUUACGCAGACAAGUUCAUAGUUUCUGACAAUCAUUAGUUCCUGAAAACCGUCGUCUUGAUCCGGGGCACAUUUCGCUAAUUCAAGGGAAAAAAUCAUUUUUUUUUGCCUUUCUGGGUUAUACUCAAUAGUUUCUAGGGUUCCUUUUAAUUUCAGACUUUUGUUGGGUUCUUUCUCUCAUGUGGGGGGGCCCACUUGAUUGGAUGAGUUUUCAAAGUAGCUUCUUCUUCUAGUAUAGUAUAGUAUUAGCAGUGGUUGAGUGAGAUUGAGCAAUGGGUUGUGUUUGGUGUAAGCCUUCUUCUUCUGCUAUAGAAGACAGCAAAGACGACGACAGCCCAAGAGACCGUUUCUCUAACAAGUCCUCUUCUGAGUCAAGACCUGUUCCUUCUUCUUCUUCUAGAAGACUAGACCCUCCUCUUAGGAGGACAAAGGAGCAGCACCCUGAUGUUGUUGUUAGACCCAAGCAGCAAGCUAAUGUCUCUCGUGUGGAGAAGAGUUUGAGUAGUAGAAAGAAUAAGAAGACAGAGAGUCUUGUUCCACCUCCCAACUUUCCACCUAAUGGUAUCACCAUAGCCAAAGGAGUUGAAGGAGAGUAUGUAGCUGCUGGCUGGCCUCCCUGGUUGGCUUCUGUCGCUGGAGAAGCUAUCAAAGGAUGGGUCCCACGCCGUGCCGAUUCUUUCGAGAAGCUUGACAAAAUUGGGCAGGGUACUUAUAGUAACGUGUACAGAGCUCGAGACCUGGACCAUAAGAAGAUUGUGGCUUUGAAGAAAGUCAGAUUCGAUAACUUGGAGCCUGAGAGCGUGCGUUUCAUGGCGAGAGAGAUCCAGAUUCUGCGCAGGCUCGAUCACCCCAACAUCAUAAAGCUAGAAGGCUUAGUCACAUCAAGAAUGUCUUGCAGCUUGUAUCUUGUUUUCGAGUACAUGGAGCAUGAUCUCGCCGGACUCGCCUCCCAUCCCGCUGUUAAAUUCUCUGAAUCGCAGGUUAAAUGCUACCUGCAGCAGCUGUUACGCGGACUAGACCAUUGUCACACUCGCGGUGUGCUUCACAGGGACAUUAAAGGCUCCAACCUUCUGAUAGAUAACAGCGGAGUUCUGAAGAUUGCUGACUUUGGCUUAGCUAGCUUCUUUGAUCCUCAUCAGACUCAGCCUUUGACUAGCCGUGUGGUGACACUCUGGUACCGCCCGCCUGAGCUUUUGCUCGGAGCAACUCGUUAUGGAGCAGCUGUUGAUCUGUGGAGCACAGGCUGUAUUCUUGCUGAACUAUAUGCAGGCAAACCUAUUAUGCCUGGUAGAACCGAGGUGGAACAGCUGCAUAAGAUUUUCAAGCUAUGUGGCUCGCCUUCAGAGGACUACUGGGUUAAAUCCAGGUUGCCUCAUGCAACCAUCUUCAAGCCUACGCAGCCGUAUAAACGCAUUGUUGAUGAAACGUUCAAGGAGUUUCCUCAGCCAGCUUUAGCCCUUCUUGAAACUCUGCUUUCAGUUAAUCCAGACGAUCGUGGGACUGCCGACUCAGCGCUUCAGAGUGAGUUCUUUUCCGCUAGACCUCUGCCAUGUGACCCUUCAAGCUUGCCUAAGUAUCCUCCCAGCAAAGAGCUCGAUGCGAGGAUGCGCGAUGAAGAAAGUAGAAGACAAGCUGGAGGAAACAAGGGUGACCAAAGACACCAAGAAAGGAGAGGGACUAAGGACUCUCGAGCCAUCCCUGCUCCUGACGCAAAUGCAGAGCUGGUUGCAUCAAUGCAGAAGAGACAGAGCCAGGCCCAGGCUUCUAAUAAUAGAAGCAGAAGCGAAAAGUUUAAUCCACAUCCUGAAGAAGUUGCAUCUGGUUUCCCGAUCGAUCCACCAAGAUCAUCAUCACAAGCAUUUGAACCAAACAGAGAAUCUCAGGGCAACAUUAUGGUUCCUCACAAGAGAGCUUCACAUUCUGGUCCUCUGACGCGUAGAUCUGCUUCCGCAAAGGGUAGAAGGAACUACCAAGAUCCCUCCUCUCAGAAAGUUUCAUCCAUAGCUGGCUUUGCUGCUACAAGAACAGGUGCUGCAUCACAGCAAGAGACUUUCAGAGGAAUGAGUCGGCUUCCAGGUUCAUUCAAGGAAGCCUCUGAAGAAGCAAACCAAGAAGAGAAUGGUAGAAGCAACAAGAAAGACCCAAUUCUUUUGGGUUAUGGAUCAAAAGGGCACAAGAUUCAUUACUCGGGACCUUUGGUGGUUCCAUCAGGAAACAUGGAUCAGGUGCUAAAAGACCAUGACCGACACAUCCAAGAAGCUGUGAGAAGAGCAAGAAUUGAUAAGGCUCGAGUUAAGAAACAUCAAGCUGAAGAAGAAGCAUCGAGCCAACAAGUGUCAACCAAUCAUCCCUCAUCUGUUUCUAGCCGUUGACCAUCUCUCAGAGGCAAAAAGUAUAUUAUCAAAAAUUCAUUUGCUUGAAACUUGUUAGCACGGGGUAUUUUGAGUGAAAAAAAUAAUGUAAUUUUUGUUGAUUCAUGAUCAUAGAACCAAGUCGUGUCACGUUUU